Molecule: messenger RNA, 3439 nt
Organism: Nematostella vectensis (starlet sea anemone)
Lineage: Eukaryota; Metazoa; Cnidaria; Anthozoa; Actiniaria; Edwardsiidae
Product: mucosa-associated lymphoid tissue lymphoma translocation protein 1
Exons: 15
Coding region: 155-2158 (667 amino acids)
Biological process (GO): proteolysis
Molecular function (GO): cysteine-type endopeptidase activity
Source: RefSeq, a predicted model, not a curated record
UACGAUGGAUGCCCGCUGACCUUCCAAAAUAAACCAAAUGGGGUUUCGAUAUAUUCAAGCACAAAUAAUAAGUUGGUCAUGAAUUUGGAAUCGUGUUCCCUUUGAUGCCAUGAACGUAUAUUUUGCGUGAGCGUGAGCCAGGUCCAUUAGGAGUAUGGCCGCAUGCUGUCCAACAAUCUCUGAUCUUCCAAACGUUCUAAGAGAGAAGCUAGCACAUAUUCUUGAUGAGAGCAAUACUCCUACCUGGCGGGAACUAAUCCAUGUCAUGCCACCAGAUACGUACAGAGCUCACCAAGUCGAGUCAUUUGCCAUGGCAACCUUGAAGUGCAGGAGUCCUACUCAGGAAUUAUUUGAUGAUUUGGCUCGACGCAGUGUCACACUAGAUGAGCUAUCAGGUUGGGUACAGAAACUGCCACAAAGCAAUAAAAAGCAGUCCAUGAUUCAACUUCUAUAUGGACAUCCAGUUGUUACCAGGCAACCAGGAAAUAUAAUGGUUGCUGUAGGAGCAAAUGCUGUGCUAUCGUGUGGUGCAACAGGUCACCAGCCUCUCAACUACCAAUGGUUUAAGAGCAAGAAAGCUUUAGAAGGGCAAACUGGUUCCCUCCUUCGUGUUAAGAAUGUCUCCAAGCUUGAUGAGGGGCAUUACAUAUGUCGUGUUGCAAACUCUAAUGGCGACUAUGUGUUUACUGAAUGGGCAAAGCUAUCUCUUCAAAAUCCCUCGGAAACACAUCAGUUCAGUCGGCCUAUCAUCACAAGUCAACCCGAAUACCCAGAAGUCCACACUGUGUUAGGUGGGACGCUUCGCCUGUACUGCGACGCCCUGGGGGACCCUGCACCAACUUUCCAGUGGUACAAGAAUGACCUUCCCCUCCCGGAUGGCGACCAAAGGGAGUACUGCAAGCGGGACAUUUGCGCGGAUGACCAAGGAAGGUACAUGUGCGUGGCAAGCAACUCGUCUGGGUCCACUGAAUCCAUGCCAACUCGAGUGUUUGUCAGACAUCAGGUGCCGCGUGGUCAAAUGGAAGCAAAUGACAAGGUGGCGUUACUAAUCGGCAACAAAGAUUACAAAAUGGCGCAGCACCUCAACACUCUCUUCCACCCUCUGAAUGAUGUGUGCGACUUGGCAGGCGUAUUAAGAAGCAUAGGCUUUAAGGUUGUUUCGCUUGUGAAUCUCACUCUGAAGGAGAUGGAGUUCGCCCUGGAUGAGUUCUACAAACUGCUGGUCAAAGACACCUAUGCGCUCUUCUACUUUGCGGGUCAUGGCUUUGAGAUAAAUGGACAGGGCUAUCUUAUGCCUAUAGACGCCACAGAAAGGUAUCAUCCGCAGGAAAACCUGCCCGCUUCGAAAGUGUUGGAGACCAUGCAGAAUAGCGAAGCAAAACUAAAUAUUAUCGUCCUCGAUUGCUGUCGAACAACGCCAAACGAUAAGCCAAUCGAGACGAUACCAGUCGACAACGGCUGUUACCAACCGAUUGUAACCAAGGCGAAUGUGUUGGUCAUCCAUGGAUGUUUACCGCAGAAUUCAGUAUUCGAGUCUGAGGAUGAGAGAAAUGGUUUCAUUGCCAAGCACCUCAUCAAGCUCAUCGGCCAAACUAAGCCGCUUUCCAAGAUUAAACUUGAGUUCUCAAAAGCCAUUCAUGAUGAGAAUAUUUAUGACCCCGAAGAUAGAAAACAACAAGUCGUGCACAUUCAUACCACUGAGAUCGACGACAUGUGCCUAGCUGACAAUACAGCGGUACACAUGCAAGGAGCAUGCGCCGUGUCUGGGGCCGAGGGCUGGAAAGCAGCGCAUGAGAUCCCGGAAGACCCCGUGACCGUACAUGAGCGUGACGGGGUCGUGGUCGAACUCGUCUUCAUGGCGGAAUUCUCCAACGCGUUGCUCGUCACCGCGCGCUGUCGCCCCGACAACUACCACGUGACAUUCGACAUGCCUGAGUGUGUCAGCGGUUGUCUCGUUACCAAGGUAACGGGCAAGGAAAGCACUAUUCCACAGCGUUUCUCAAGAGCUGAGUCCGCGAUACGAAUCGCUGACCUUCAAAGGCUGCAGGGCAACCUUGAGAUGGUUCUCGUGCUGGAAUUAGAUAAUGAAGAGCCUCGUCGAAUAUGUUACACGAUGCGAGAGAAACCGCUGUUUGCCAAGAUUGCUUGCCAGAACUAGACAUCGUCGUAAGGUUUUCCUUUGCUUGAAUAUGGACCGCCAGGAAGCAUGGGGUCUGGGACGAGCCCAUAUAGUGCAGCCCAGUCCCUGACGUUCUUACCGGGUUUCCUGUGCUAGCAGAUGAACCGUGAGCAAGCCCGAUCAGAAAGCCUGGGACUAGGCUGCAUAUGAGAAGACAUGAUUAGGGAACUUGAAGUCAGUUCGACUUAGUAGGGAGUUCGAGUUAUUCGAGAAGAAAUAGCUGAAAAUCAGUCUCUAGGGAAAUUAAAGUCAGUUCGAGUUAUUGGCGAGUCUUUAGAGUAGAAAUGACUAAAAUUAGGCAUUCCUAAUCAGCGGAGAGUUCGAGCUAUCGGAGUUUCACUGUAAGACAUCACUUUGGUUUAGCAGGAGUUCGAGUUAUCAAAUAUUGAAGUGUGACUGGGGGUAGAAUACUGUUUUAUGUUGUAAAUCAAGGAGGAUUUGAUCUGAUCUGGGUUUGAUCCAAGCUCCUGCUGGCCAAUGAAUCCGCUUCAAGUAUUUUGAAUGACAGAAGCCGAUAAGCUGUUGGGAAUUGUACAUGCGAGAGUUUGCUUAAUUUGCCGAAGAGCAUCGACAAAGAGUGUUUCGUCGUUGGUUCGACAGAAACCGAUGUGUAUAUAGCUAGUGUUCUCUUUUUUAAAAAAGUAUACAUUUUAUAACUUUUUUUAAAACGAGUUGGGUCAUAGACCCUUUGAAUAUAGGAGUGUGUCGUAAAACGAUUUUAAUGGUAACUAUGAUAAAAACUUAUAGAAUAAAGAAACAACCAUCCUCAAAAAAAUAUUAUAGAAGGUAUAAGCCUUCUCAAAAUGUCUUACCAAAAGUUCUGUCGAGAUGAUUGCAGUUGGUAUUCACUUGAAAAUUCAGUACGUAAAUACAAUGCGAAAAUGCAGUUGUUUUCUUGCUUUAUUAAUAUCUCGCUGUGAUGGUUUUUGCUAUGGUGUUUCGCCAUCAUCUCAUACCCAUCUGCAACACAGCGCAUUGCAUGUCUUCUAGUUGCAUGAAUAUGUAGCACAUCUCCAGCACAAUACCAAAACAAACAUUCAUGCGGUAAUUUAAAGGGAUACAUUCUCAUGGUAAUUGUCGGAGUUUAAGAAAGGUGUUUUUUAAUAGUAGGAUAUGUACGCUAUUACUUUUCUUGCAGAAAGUUCCGUGAGCAUUAUAAAAUUAUUAGAUUUUAAACAUGAAUUUAGCCCACCCACAUUAAAAAUAACAAUCGGUUAUUAAAAGAGAGGUCUGCGCUCCUUAGCAGCGAAGGAUUUUAAA